GGGCGGGGGACCGACCGCCUCGCAGCCCAGGCCGCCGCGCGCACACACCGGGCCCGGCUCCCGAGGGCGCCAGCGCGGCCCCGGGGAGCGCGAGGAGCCGGCGAAGCGCGCGGCCUGCCGUUGGCGGCCUGGUCCGCAGCGCUCUGCGCCCACCCGUCCCGGACGUGGGGCCCAAGCCCCCGUGAAGAUGGUGUCCUGGAUGAUCUCCAGAGCUGUGGUGCUGGUGUUUGGAAUGCUUUAUCCUGCAUAUUAUUCAUACAAAGCUGUGAAAACAAAAAACGUGAAGGAAUAUGUUCGAUGGAUGAUGUACUGGAUUGUUUUUGCUCUCUAUACUGUGAUUGAAACAGUAGCAGAUCAAACAGUUGCUUGGUUUCCCCUGUACUAUGAGCUGAAGAUUGCUUUUGUCAUAUGGCUGCUUUCUCCCUAUACCAAAGGAGCAAGUUUAAUAUAUAGAAAAUUCCUUCAUCCACUUCUUUCUUCAAAGGAAAGGGAGAUUGAUGAUUAUAUUGUACAAGCAAAGGAACGAGGCUAUGAAACCAUGGUAAACUUUGGACGGCAAGGUUUAAACCUUGCAGCUACUGCUGCUGUUACUGCAGCAGUAAAGAGCCAAGGAGCAAUAACUGAACGUUUAAGAAGCUUCAGUAUGCAUGAUUUAACAGCUAUCCAAGGUGAUGAGCCUGUGGGACAAAGACCAUACCAACCUCUACCAGAAGCAAAAAAGAAAAGUAAACCAGCCCCCAGUGAAUCAGCAGGUUAUGGAAUUCCACUGAAAGAUGGAGAUGAGAAAACAGAUGAGGAAGCAGACGGGCCAUAUUCAGAUGAUGAGAUGUUAACACACAAAGGACUUCGAAGAUCACAAAGCAUGAAAUCUGUGAAAACCACCAAAGGCCGCAGAGAGGUACGGUACGGGUCACUGAAAUAUAAAGUGAAGAAGCGACCACAAGUGUAUUUUUAGUCAUCUACACUUCAAAUAUCCUAAGACAGAUUAUGCUAAAUACAUCGACUUCAUCUUCUAACAUGAUAUAUUCAGGAUUUACACAUUAAAAUGAUUAUUUAAAUUGUGGCAGUGAUGGGAUUUACUUUCAUGAAUUUAAAUCGUUUUUAUUUCUUUAACAAUUGCUUCCAAAUAUUGACUACUAAAGGCAGUUCUGCAAGAUGUACUAAUAUGUAUAUUAGAAAUUAUAGAAAACCAUGUUGUCCAUUUUCAAAUUCAUCAACAGCAUAGAAUGCCUGAGAUAUAAGAUGAAACACAAAUCCACAGUAUACUUGAAAGGAGUCUUUUUAUGGUUCAGGAUAAAUCAGCCUUUGUGAUGUACUGUGUUUACUCCCUUUUGUGUUAUAUCUGAUAAUUAAAUAGGCCCCAGAUCCAGCAGUGACAUAAUAAGGAUAUAAUGUAAGAUAAUAAAGUAUGUUUUAUAUAUUCUUUAAAUUUUUACUUGUAUAAUACUUUCUAGUUUUUCCACCAUCAGCUGAAAGUUUUUGAAACAAAUAUUUGAAAACCAGGUAUCCACACAUAGCACUUUUAUUCCUGACUAGUUUUGCACACUUGAAAAUUGUUUACUUAUUUUACAACUGUUUUACUGAUGCUAUCUUCAUUGUUGUUUGCCGUAUUCUGACAUGUCAAAUCUAUGCCUUGAAUUAUAUCAUCCGUUUUCCUGUAGGUUUCAUUUGUUAAAUUCAUUGGAUUUUAAUAAUAUAAAAGUAUACCUAAUUGUUCAGUUUUAACUAUUUUUAAUUAUCUUCUUAACAAAUAAGAAGUUGCUUUAAUUAACCUAUAUUUAGCUAUACAGAGUAGUUGAAUUUAACAUGUUUUUGUCAACACCAAUUAUGUUUUCAGCUUUUAAAAAUGGUAGCUUUUGUGAAAUAGAAUCAGUGACCAGUAUAGCACUUAUAUCCCUUCUAACUCAUGCAAUUUUUCUCAGCCAGUCCAUUCACAAGCUUGGCAUUGAUAUGUGCUGCUAGUUUAUAAAUUGGCUUUGACGAAUAUCAUUUGAAUCUCUUCUGGCUGAGAUAAUUUGCCAAUGCAAAAUACAGUUGUCAUUAAUCCUACACAUUAAAAAUUAUUAGAAACAUAUUACUUUUUAACUGUAAAUCUCAAAGAGAUUUUGAGUUAUCGAACUUUUAAGGCUUUUUUAGCUUGAACUGAUAACUAUGCAUUAUGAACCCUAAGUCAAUAUAUUUUUGGUGGUAGUGAUCAAUAAUCAAAUUUGUACUUUUUAUGCUUGUUCAGGUAAUUUACUUGACUGUUCUAUUUGUUUGUCCAAAAGAUAAAAUGAUGAGAGAGAUUUGAGAAAUCUUUGAUCUGUCUCCCUUUUAAGAAAUGAAGCCAGCUGGUAAUGUAUAUUCAGGACCUCCUCAGAGUAUUGGCCAAGAAUAUAAUGUUUACACAGAAGUACCUUGGUAUAAUGCAUACAUUGUCUCAUGAUAAUAGUCAUAAAAUAUUUUAUGGAUAAUUUCACAUUCUUCAUAUAUAGCAAUAAGUAAAAUUAAUUCAGUUUUUUUUCCCCCAAAGUUUAAUUCUGAAUAACUCGAUCUACUUUACCCUAACUAAUUUUUAGCCUCUUCGUUUCUGGAAGGACUCUAAUUUGUAUUCCAAAUUCCUAUGAAUUCUAAUUGUAAAUUCUCUGAAGAGAGUUUUAUUUAUAUGACCUGGUACUAGAAUUCUUAAUAUAACUGUUACACUCUUCUUGUGUUUCCUACUCAGAGGCAGUAUCAUCUGAAGUUACCUAAUAAGGUCAUGUGAGUCAAGAACUUUAUCUGUGGGAGCUGAUUUGCACUUUUUUUUUUUUUUUUUUUUUAAUUUGAGACGGAAUCUUGCUCUGUCGCCGGGCUGGAGUGCAGUGGUGCGAUCUUGGCUCACUGCAACCUCCGCCUCCCGGGUUCCAGCGAUUCUCCUGUCUCAGCCGCCCGAGUAGCUGGGACUAUAGGCAUGUGCUACCACGCCCAGCUAAUUUUUGUCUUUUUCGUAGAGAGGGGGUUUAACCAUGUUGCCCAGGAUGGUCUCCAUCUCUUGACCUCAUGAUCUGCCCGCCUCGGCCUCCCAAAGUGCUGGGAUUACAGGCGUGAGCCACCACACCCAGCCAUUUUAUCUCUUUAAAGUCUAGUCUCAGUAUUAAACCUAUUCUUUAGUAAACUCAUAUUACUGUUCUAAACUGAAGAAAUUAUUUAUUCCUCUGUACUUCUAGACUCAAAAUGCUUUAUCAAAGAUAGUCUCAAAGAGGAAGUACAAGUCCUGUUUAACUGUACUCUUUCACAUUCACAGUGCUUCCUCUGAUAUCCUUCCUCACAUCAUUAUACAGUUAAUAUCAUUUUACUCUUCUUUCUCUUUUACAUUUCUUAAAUUUUGGUUCUUUUCCCUUACAUGUGUUUUAGCGGGCCCUUUUCUUCGAACUUUGUCUAAUUAGCCUAUACAUUUUUGUUUAUUUUAAGAUAGAACAAAUCUUUUUUUGUUUCUCCUUUUAAGUCUAUUGGUUUUAAAAGAGGUAAAUGUAUCCAUAGACCACAGUGCCUUGCUUUUUCCUCUGCCAGCACAUGGAGCACGGGCAUUAGAUGCACAAAUCUAUUUAGGGAACUAUUUUGGUAGCUGUUUGAGUUUAUCCAGAAAUUGCAGCUGGUAUUUUAUUUUGCUGUACAUUUACUCAACUUGUCCAUUAGUAUUUAACUAUUUCCAGAGUUUGUUUAGAAGUAAGAAUUGACCCAUUCUUUAGUUUACCAUAUUUUUCCUGGUAUGAAAAGGAGCCAGAAAUAAGCCUUAUUGCUAAAUAAUUAAUUAUGUAAGCCCACCUAGGUCCUGCAUAAGAUCCCCCUCACAUCACAAUAUAUAUAUAUGUGUGUGUGUGUGUGUAUUUGGCUAAAAAAUUAUACUGCCAAUAUUACUGAUUAUAAAUACUUGACUACACUGAUUGAUGGGACAAAAUGAUUAAAGUAUUUUCAGGGAUUGUAUUCCAUAUGUCACCACCAAAGAUUUCUACAGUGUUAUAAAGUAUAUAAAUAUUCCAAAUUUCUGUGGUUAAAUAUUUUUUCUUUUUUUUCCUUUUUUAGAAUAACCUAGUCUGCUUUACAAAAAUGCUUGAACUUUUAUGUUGUUAAGAAAUAUAUAAUGAUAUCUUACAUUAAGCAUGAGUCUAAUUUGUAUUUUUAAUUGGAAUGGACUAAAUUUUCAUUUGAUUAUCAGGAAAAUUAAGGAGUUAUAUAUUUAAAAGCAAUUUUCUGUGUUUUCUUUGUAAGUUGACUCAUUUGUGAAGCAAUUAGGUAAAUUUUGAGAUCAUUGUUAUUGUGGUUUGUAGUAUAUAUUUCUUAGUAAAUAUCACUUAAGAUUAAAUUUUUCAGAAAGAAAAUUAUAGCUUUUUUCCCAAAAUAUUUUUAAGAUUUAAUCUUUUUGUAGUAUGCUACAGAUUUAAUGUGUAUUAACUCUUUUUUAAGCUAUUGACCAUGACUUAACAUUUUGUCUUCUAACACCUUUUAAAUCUAUGUACUUUAAUAGUUAAGAGAAAAUAAGUUUUCCAAUUUUUAGUAAUCUCUUUGUAAAGGCUAUCUCUAAACCUAGUAUGUGGGUAAUUUUAUAGGUGUGUUUUUUGAUAACUUUAAUAUAAAAUAAACUCAUUUUAUUUGUGGCAAUUCACGUUUAUUUUUUUAUGUCACAGUACAUAUGAAUUGGUAUUACUUAUUACUAUGUGUUGAUUAAAUAUAUGCACACACUUAGGAUUACAAAUCACAGAGCAAAUUAUGAAAAUCAUAAACAUUCUGGUAUGGUCAUCCAUAGGAUUAUGAAAAAGAAAUACUGAAUUGUUAAAUUUGGAUGUUAGAAAGGGAAGAUAGGAAAAACAAUGAGUACAGAAAUCCUCACCAUCAAUUUGGAUUGGUUAGCUGUCUCAGGCAUAAAAUGUGACACAAAAUUCAGAUUUAUGUAUCCUGGAAAUGUUCUGGGGUUCCAUCUGUUUUAAAGUUAGACGUCUGUCUGCCUCACAUUUAAGCUUUAGAGAGAAAUCCUAUGUUUUAAGAAGUUUCUUUGUGUUACUUCAUUAUGACACAUAAUAUGUGUUAAAGUCUUUCUAGAUAGCAUUUUAAAUGGAAUUAUUUUCAUUUUUAUUAUGAGGUAUAUACUUGUAAUGUUCUCAAGAGGUUACAAAUAUAAAUAAAAAUUCAAAAGAACACAA
Molecule: messenger RNA, 5156 nt
Organism: Chlorocebus sabaeus (green monkey)
Lineage: Eukaryota; Metazoa; Chordata; Mammalia; Primates; Cercopithecidae
Gene: REEP3
Product: receptor accessory protein 3
Biological process (GO): endoplasmic reticulum tubular network organization
Cellular component (GO): endoplasmic reticulum tubular network; endoplasmic reticulum membrane; cytoplasmic microtubule
Molecular function (GO): microtubule binding
Source: RefSeq, a predicted model, not a curated record